Molecule: messenger RNA, 660 nt
Organism: Closterium sp. NIES-65
Lineage: Eukaryota; Viridiplantae; Streptophyta; Zygnematophyceae; Desmidiales; Closteriaceae
Source: the annotation of a GenBank genome assembly
AUGUGGGGCAUUGAGUGGUCUCUCAACCGAGUUCUCAACUUCGUCGUGCCGCCGCUCGGCCUGCUGCUGCUACUCGCAUGGGCGCCCGUGCUCUUCGCGCUCAACUAUGCGGUCCGCCUCGUCCGUUCCUUCUUUUCCAUGAGCGCCGCCCGGGAUAAGACCGUGCUCGUAACAGGGGCGUCGUCGGGUAUCGGUGAGCAUAUUGCGUAUGAGUUCGCCCGCCGCGGCUCUCGCCUGGUGCUGUGUGCCCAGAGGGAGGGACGGCUGCGCGAGGUGGCCCGGCGGUGCGGCAACAUGGGCGCGGCGGACGUGGCAAUCGUGGCGGGGGACGUGUCCAAGGAGGACGACUGCCGGCGCAUGGUGGACGCUGCUAUCACCAACUUCAGAAGCUUGGAUUAUCUGGUGUGCAAUGCGGGGAUCGGCCAUGCCUUCCUCUUCAAGGAUGCUCAAAGCAUAGAGGGGAUGAGACAAGUCAUGGAUGUGAAUUUUUUUGGCAGUAUGUGGAUCACUCUGCAUGCCCUGCCCUACCUGCGAAGGGCUCGAGGCCAGAUCCUUGUGAAUGCCUCCAUUGGCGCUUUCCUGCCCAUGCCUCGCUUCAGUAUCUACAAUGUGAGUGCAUCCAAGGGUCGCAAGGUGGAAAAUGUUGCAGUACAGUUCUGA